AGCUAGCCAUCCAAUAAGGGUGAUGUAUACUUUCUAACUAUGAAGAAAUCUUAAUAUCAUUUUUCAGGUUGUAAAGCAACUGGAGUAUCUCUGAUCAUAGCUUAACAAAAAAGAAAGGGAUCAAGAAAAUGUUUUGCUGAGAAACCCUACAGUUGCAUGUGUACAUAUAUAUGUGUAAGGUCGGAACAUAUCUCCCUCACUUGCAACCUUAACCAUUUCUGUCUAUACCAGGAUGAAUUCUAGGACAACAACAUCUUGUUUCCUUUUUCACAUGUUGACGAUACUUUCACUUCUUUGUUCGGCAAACUCAUCAAGGAAGCUGUGGCGAGAGAAUAGCUGCAACAUGUACCGAGGGAGCUGGGUUCAUGACAUGUCCUAUCCUCUCUACGAUUCAUCUGCCUGCCAUUUUAUUCGAAAAGAAUUUGAUUGUUUAACGUAUGGUCGCCCUGAUCACCUCUAUCUUCAAUACAGAUGGCAGCCCAAUGACUGCAACUUGCCGAGGUUUGAUGGUCAAUAUUUCUUGAAGAAGUUAAAGGGGCAGAAGGUUAUGUAUGUGGGGGACUCUCUUAGUCUAAACAAUUUUCAAUCGAUGGUAUGCUUGCUCCAUGCAGCUGUGCCUGAUUCCAAUAUCACAACAAAUUCAAAAAAGUCUGUUACCACAGUGAUAUUCCAGGAUUAUGGAGUGUCAGUGAGUCACUUCCAGUCUCCAUACUUAGUCGACAUCGAAAAAGAAGAAAUUGGCAGGGUCUUGAAACUUGACUCCAUCAAGGAUGGCAAAACAUGGAAGGAUAUUGAUGUUCUUGUUUUCUACUCUUGGGGGUGGUGGUACCGAGCAGGACCUCAGCAGCCAUGGGAUUAUAUUCAAGAAAAGAAGACCAUAGUUAAGGACAUGAAUCGUAGGGUUGCUUUCCACAAAGGCUUAACAACAUGGGCAAAGUGGGUUGAUUCGAAUGUUGAUACAAAUAAAACUACUGUUUUUUUUCAAAGCAUUUCUCCAUCUCAUUACAAUGGCAGGGAAUGGAAUAAGCCGGGAGUGACAGAUUGUGCAAACCAAAGAGAACCAAUGAGUGGAUCAACUAAUCUUGGUGGUUCACCAUUAGCAUUGCAAAUAGUGGAAGAUGUGCUAAGCACUAUCAAGAAACCUGUACAUUUUCUCAAUAUAACAGCUCUCUCACAGCUAAGGAAAGAUGCACAUCCUAGCUCUUAUAAUGGUGUUAGGCCAAUGGACUGUACUCAUUGGUGUGUUGCUGGACUCCCAGAUACUUGGAAUGAACUUCUCUAUGCAACUCUUAUCAAUCAGAAAUGAAGAAUCAUGAAAUUGAUUACAU
Molecule: messenger RNA, 1328 nt
Organism: Populus euphratica (Euphrates poplar)
Lineage: Eukaryota; Viridiplantae; Streptophyta; Magnoliopsida; Malpighiales; Salicaceae
Product: protein trichome birefringence-like 38
Exons: 5
Coding region: 233-1306 (357 amino acids)
Cellular component (GO): Golgi apparatus
Molecular function (GO): O-acetyltransferase activity
Source: RefSeq, a predicted model, not a curated record